AUGUCACAGUCCGACGUGAAAUUUAUUACGCGUUUCAUUCCACCCGAUCACAUUAGUUCAAUUACUUUUUCUGAUGCCGAUACAAAGAGAUUAGAUGAAAUUCAUUUAUUUCUCUCAAUCUUCGACAUUCGACGAUUUAAUGGACUGAAAUCGUUAAGUUUUGGUCAAACUAAUGCACAAAGCAGACAAAAACUUACUAUUCUUUCGAAAAUUAUCGAUCAGCACAAUCUUUUCCCAUUACGUCUCAGUAAUCUCGAUUAUCUAGUUGAACAUAUAUUCAGACCAGUACAACACGUAUUGAAACAUCUAGCGGUUCAUAUUUGUACUUAUUACCAAUAUCGAAAUAUUCUCCAUAGUUUACCUAAUUUACAAACGUUCGAAGUAGAAUAUUGUGAUAAUAAUGACAAUGAUGAAACUGUUAGAUCGUCAGCAAUUGACAGAACAUAUCACCAAUUAAAAUCUUUGACCAUAUAUAAUUGUCAGUUACCGAUUGAAUAUUUAAGAUUGUUUCUUUUAUUAACACCUGCCCUUGUUAAUCUCAAAUUGAUAUCUCCUAGAAAAGUGUAUGGACCUGUCUUUGAUGGUUCUUUUUGGGAACAAUUUAUUCAAAUUCGAUUAACACAAUUAAAUAAAUUUGAAUUUUUCUUUGUGUAUCCUGUUCAAAGAAAUCUUCCUGUUCAUAGUGUCAACUCAAUCAUUGCUACAUUCAGAACACCAUUCUGGAUAAAUGAUAAACAUUGGUUUGCUACUUGUGAUCAUGUUGUAAAAACAUCUCAAAUCAUCCUUUACACUAAACCAAUUUGUAUGAAUGAUUGCGAGAUUUUAGUCAGAUGUGAGGCUUUGCCAAUGAAUAGUGUUUGCCGUCUCAUCAAGCAUCGAACAAAUGGAAGUGGUGAUAUUAUUGCAACAGAGACACUUACGGUGUUGGACCUUACAGGAUAUCCUAUCGGAGAGCAAGGAGCACAAGAUUUAGCUGAUGUGUUAUUAAAUGAUGUGACACUUAACACACUCAAUCUUCAAGAGACUCAUAUCGGAGACAGUGGACUAGAACAACUAACUUAUGCACUACAAAAUAAUACGGUGGCUAUGACCAUUUAUAUUUCUUUGAUUCUCUUACUAACUCACUGCUCUUUUGUACAGACACUUACUACACUUCACAUUGGAAACAAUGAAAUCGGAACAGUCGGAGCACAGUAUUUAGCUGUGACAUUACAAACUAACUUAACACUUCUUACACUUCAUCUUCCAUUAAAUCAAAUUAUGAAUGAAGCAUUGCAAUAUCUGGCCAAUGGAUUACAAUAUAAUACGACGCUCACUACACUUGAUCUUCGAUUUAAUUCAAUUGGAGAUAAUGACGCAAAACAACUCGCAAACGUAUUAGAAAAUAAUAAAUCGCUUAUUACAUUGGAUCUUAGCGGAAAUAGUUUGGGGGCUGCAGGAGUACAAUUUCUUGUUGAUGCAUUAACACGAAAUAAUACACUGACAACACUUGAUCUUAGGGGAAACAAUUUUGGCGCAAAAGGAGCACAGUUUGUAGCUGAUGCAUUACCUCAUAUUACAGUACUUACUACACUCAAUCUUUCAUGCAAUUUAAUAUGGAACAAAGGAGCAAAGCUUAUAGCUGAUGCAUUACUAUAUAACACGUCAUUAAGUAUACUCGAUCUUUCUGGAAAUGAUAUUGAGGAAGCCGGAGCACAAGACUUGGCUAAUACCUUACAAAAUAAUACAGUAAUCUUUCGUGCAUAUGGCUUUGAAUUGAGUUUUAAUCUUGCUCGAUAUUUUCUUUGUUUGGUUUCAAUCGAUCGAUGGAUGAUCACUUCAUCUAGCGCUAGACUUCGUCAGCAGAGCUCAAUUCGCCUCUCUCAAUGGUUGAUUAUGACUGGUGUAAUCUUCUGGGCAAUAUUUAGUUUGCAUGCACCUAUUGGGUAUCAACCUACUGCACUUGAUUGUACAGCACCAUUGGGUUCUAAUUAUGCAUUUUUUGUCUCAAUUGAAAGUAUUGUUAUUUCAAUGGGAACAAUGGUUGUUAUCAGUGUAUUUAGUGUUUUGACUGUGUUCAAUCUACAUUCCCGGGUUAAUCGUCAGAUUCAUCCAAUAGCAACAAAUAUUUCGAUUCAUAUUGAAACACAACAAACGAUCAUGCCAAAUGCACAGACUGCACAGCAACUGUUCAAACGAAAUAUGCAUUUAUCACCAAAUGGUGAAUAUUUACUUAUUAAUACUCGACGUCCAUUAUGGAAUUCGAAUUCAUUCGAAAGUAAUUUAUGGUUAUAUCAAACUAUUGAACGUCAAAAAAAAUUGAUUACAAAUAAAUUAUUUGCAGAUAUUAAAUAUACAUGGUCACCAAGUGGAAAAUGGUUUUUCUUCUUAUUGAAAAAUAAUUCUGCAGUAAAUAAUUUAAAGUUUCGAUAUUUAUCGAAAACUGAUUUAAAUGUUGAACAAAAUAUUUAUUUAUAUUCAAUUGAAAACGAUGAAAUAAAAUCAAUUUCUCUUGGAAAUGAUAUUCCUAUAGCUAUAACUUGGUCACAAGACGAUUCAUCUCUUUAUUAUGCUACAAUUAAUUUAAAUUCAACAGAUAAUUUAAAAUGGAAUGAUAUUAUUCAAUAUCCAUUAAAUCCAACUUGUAUAAUUCGUCAUAUUAAUAUUGAUACAAUGUUAAUAACAGAUAUUGCUAAUGUUCCUUUUCUAAUUGGUGAACUUUUAUAUAGUUCAAUUGAAGAAAAAUUGAUUUUUAGUACUAGGUCGUAUAUUGUGGAUAAUAUAGAUAUUCUUCAAAUAUAUUCGAUGGAUUUAAAAAAUGUUUCUUCAAUUAUUAAAUUAACAAAUGAUUCUCCUUUAAAACAAAAUCUACAAUUAUCAUUGGACAAAAAAAAAGUUCUCUUCGUAACUGUUCCUACUGGUUCAAUGAAUGAAAGAGCCAAUUUGACACAACAACGACUGUAUUCCAUCGAUUUAAUAAACGGUUCAAUUGAACGUUGGGUUGCUGAUUUUCAAGGAAAUGUUAUUAGUUAUACAAUAAAAUCAGAUGGAGGUGUUUAUAUUCUUGGUCAAUUGGGAAUUACUGUUCAAAUCUAUUCUCAAAUAACUCCUAAAAAUAAAUCAAUUUUACAUAAUGGAUGGAAUGGAUCAUAUCCAUUGAUAUCAUCAUCAACAACAUUAGUCAAUUCGAUUGCUUUUGUUUUUACAUCGUUUACAAAAGCAGAAGAAGCGUAUUUUAUAACAGAUAUUAAUCAAUUAAAAUCAGCCGUACCGAUUACUAACGAAAAUAAUGAGUAUGAUCAAAUUAAUCUUCCUGAAUGUCAAGUUUAUCGAUGGGAAAAUAAUGAAGAUAAUCAAACAAUUGAAGGAAUUUUACAUUAUCCACCUAGAAAAUUUCAACAGAAAAAUUUACCUCUACUUGUUCUUAUUCAUGGUGGUCCGGGUAGUGCAAGUUUGAAUUGUUUUCUAGUAUUUGAACUGAACUAUCGUGGUUCAACUGGUUAUGGUGAUCAAUUUACUGAUGAAAUACGAUAUCAAGCAUUGAUACGUCCACAAAAAGAUAUUCUUUCAGGCAUUGAUCAUCUCAUAAGCGAUGGCAUUGUUGAUAAAACUAAAUUGACAAUUGGUGGAUACAGUUACGGUGGGAUUCUUACCAAUUGGAUUAUUACUCAAACGAAUCGUUUUAAUGCUGCUCUAUCUGGUGCUGGUUCGAUCGAACAAGUUUCUUUUUGGGGUAUGACAGAUAUGCCUAUUUAUAUUGGUGAGCUAUUUGGAGGUUUUCCAUGGGAAAUACCAGAAACAUACCAGAGUCAAUCACCUAUUUAUUAUUUUGAUCAAGUUCGUACACCGACACAUAUCGUUGCUGGCGACAUUGACAUACGAGUACCUUUUAGCCAAAGUUUAAUGUUAGAGAGAGCAUUUCGUUUUCUUGGAAUACCAGUCAAGUUAUUACUGCUUCCAAAUGAAGAACAUGUUUUAUAUAAGAAUCCUUGGCAUGGAAAAAUUAAAGUGCGAGAAGAAAUUGAAUGGUUACGAUUAUAUGGAUAUAAUUCUACCAUAAAAGAUCGAAAAACAAUCAAAUAA
Messenger RNA from Adineta steineri, 4062 nucleotides. The record is from the annotation of a GenBank genome assembly. NCBI's taxonomy places the organism in Eukaryota, Metazoa, Rotifera, Eurotatoria, Adinetida, Adinetidae.